AUGUCGCAACCGCACUACCCACCACAGCCAGUGCCACUUCCAUCAGUAUUUCGAACGUCGUCGGCUCCUGUGUGUCCGUCACUCCGCCGCCUCCUGCUACUGCUACUGCUCGUCGCCUCCAUUGUGUGUCCAGUCGUCGUCGUCGGUGCCUUAAUUUCUUCUCUGGUCUCCCUCUUCUCCGCCUGUGAACUUUCUCAUCAGCCAGUUGUUGUUAUUAUUAGGGGUAGAGGAAUUAACCAGGUUAAGCAUCAUUUGGCUGGAAAAGGCAGAGAUAUUGAGGCAUGUCGAAAGGUGCCAGCUGUAGUGAGACACCAAUUCAAUCAAAACAUUGAAGAUCUUCGAAACAAGAAAAGGAAAACUCAAGAAGAAUAUGCAGAAAGUUAUAAUGCUUGUGAUGAAGUUGAAAGAGAAUUUGAUGAGAUUGAACGUAAUGAGAUGCGACAACAACAAAAAUCAAGGCUUCCAGCACCUAGCUCUAGAAAAGGAAAACAACUCAAGGGUUUACAAUCUUUUUUUCCGUCGGCAGCAACACCUAGAGCUCAACCAACUAUCAAAAGUGUUCUCCAAAGCAAAGAAAUUAUGGAGAAGUGUGAUAUUGCUAUUGCGAGAUGGAUGAUGAAUGCCUCUUCACCAUUUAAUGCAGUUAAUUCAGCUUAUUAUCAGCUGAUGAUCGAUGCUAUUGCAAACAUGGGUGCAGGGUAUAAAGGGCCAAAUUACGGAAGAGUUCGUGGAUAUUUAUUGAGUAAAUUGGUUGAAGAUGUAAAAAAAAUGAUUAAAGAUUAUCGUGAGAUUUUAAAACAAACUGGAUGUACUAUCAUGGCCGAUGAAUGGACUGAUCGUGGUAGGCGUACCUUAAUUAAUUUCUUGGUUUAUUAUCCUAAAGGAACUAUUUUUCUAAAGUCAGUUGAUGCUUCUCAUCUUUCGAAAACUAUUGAUGCUUUGUUUAAGUUGCUUAGGGAUGUUGUAUUAUUUGCUGGUCCUGAGAAUGUUGUACAUGUAGUGACGGAUAAUGCUACAAAUUACAUUGCUGCUGGAAGGUUGUUGGAAUCGGAGUUUCCUAGAUUGUAUUGGUCUCCUUGUGCAGCACAUUGUGUUAAUUUGAUGUUUCAGGAUAUUGAAAAAUUAGAGGAAGUGAGUGAAAUUAUAUCACAAGCUUCAAUGAUUACGAAGUAUAUCUAUAAUCAUUGCCAUCCUUUGUACUUGAUGAGAAAGUUCACAGGUGGUCGAGAAAUACUUUAUCCAGCUCCAACUCGGUUUGCCACUAAUUUUAUUGCUUUGCAAAGUAUUUUAGCUCAAAAGGAUGCAUUGAGAGCUAUGGUAACAUCUAGAGAAUGGACAAGCUCAGCUUACUCUAAAGAAGCCAAAGCUAAAAAGUUUGUGAAUCAAGUCUUAGAUUCUAAUUUUUGGAAUCAAUGCACUGAUAUUGUUAAGCUUACUGAGCCAUUUGUUCGUGUCUUGCGAAUUAUGGAUAGUGAAGAUAGAGCUGCAAUGGGUUUCUUUUAUCAAGCUAUUUAUAAGGAUAGGAAAGAGAUGGUGAAGAGGUUUCAAAAAAGAAAGAGGAUUAUUGAUCCUUAUUUGAAGAUUUUAGAUACACAUUUGAAUUCUAAAUUGACAAGUGAGAUGAGAUUCUUUAAGAAUGCUGAACAAGAUUUUGGAAGACAGUCUGCAAUACACUACAACAAAGAAUGGAUAAUGGAAGAUUCACCACCAUUUUUAACUCUCGAAAAAGUUGAUGCUUUACGAAAUGAUCUUACAAAUAUGUCUCUUCAAUCAUCUUUAGAUGACUUUGAUCAAUUGAAUUUGGAAGAUGAUUGA
Molecule: messenger RNA, 1815 nt
Organism: Arachis ipaensis
Lineage: Eukaryota; Viridiplantae; Streptophyta; Magnoliopsida; Fabales; Fabaceae
Source: RefSeq, a predicted model, not a curated record